Messenger RNA from Helobdella robusta, 1743 nucleotides. RefSeq lists its product as hypothetical. Gene Ontology annotation, biological process: monoatomic cation transmembrane transport; potassium ion transport. The coding region runs from base 1 to 1743 and encodes 580 amino acids. The transcript has 5 exons. Gene Ontology annotation, cellular component: plasma membrane; intracellular cyclic nucleotide activated cation channel complex. Gene Ontology annotation, molecular function: cGMP binding; intracellularly cGMP-activated cation channel activity; protein-containing complex binding. The record is from RefSeq and is a predicted model, not a curated record. Lineage: Eukaryota; Metazoa; Annelida; Clitellata; Rhynchobdellida; Glossiphoniidae.
AUGUCUGCCCCACCCAUCCGAAACGGGGAGCUGUCCGGAGAGACAGGGGAUACAUUCCUGAUUGAACACGGAAUGAGUCUCAAGAGGUUCUACAGUGGGAAGCCUUUUUUCAAGAUGAUCACCGAUGUCAAAUGGUGGAGAACAGUUGUUGUAGACCCAUCAUCGAACUUCUACUACAUCUGGUUGAUCAUCAUGUCCUUUGCAGUCAUGUACAACUUGAUCAUGGUCAUUGCUCGAAGCGUCUUUUCACAGCUGCAGACCUCGUGCAGACCGAUCUGGCUGACCAUAGAUUACGUAUCUGAUACCUUGUAUCUGGUGGAUAUCUUUAUUCAAACUCGCAAAGUGACAUUGGAGAACGGGCAAUUUGUGAUUGAUACAAAAAAAUUGAUGAACACGUACUUGAAGACAUUCGAUUUCUUCUUGGACGUUGUUUCGAUCCUGCCGACAGAUGCAAUCUACCUACUGACCAGCAUCGACUUUACCAUCGUUAGAACCAACAGAAUUCUCAGAGUGCAAAGAAUUUCGACAUUUUUUGACAAAACAGACUCCCGUUCCAACUCUCCGUACGCCUUCAGAGCCACACAGCUCAUCAUGUACAUCCUACUGAGUCUGCAUUGGAAUGCGUGUUUUUACUACCAGGUCAGCGAGUGGAUAGGGUUUUGUUCCGACAAUUUUGUCAUGGUGAACAGCUCAUGUGAGAAAGAAAAUCUGGGUGUGACAGGUUCGGAUUCUUUACUAUUUGCUUACGUAUUUUCUUUUUACUGGUCCCUGCUGACAAUCACUGCCAUGGGUGAUGUCAGCCACCCAAAAACUGUUCCUGAAUUUGGUUUCGUGGUGAUGGAAUAUUUGGUCGGUAUUUUAAUAUUUGCCACGAUUAUCGGCAACGUGAGCGACAUUAUUACGAGCAUGAACUCUGAAAAAGCGACGCUGGAGGAAAAAAUAGACGGCGUAAAACAGUACAUGGUCUUGAGGAACGUCAGUAAGGAAUUAGAAAAACGCGUAACCAAGUGGUUCGAAUAUUUAUGGAUCGACCGUCAGACCGUGGAUGAACAUGAGGUUCUCUCAUCUCUAUCCCUUAGAUUAAAAACGGAAAUAGCCUCGCAGGUUCACUUGGAUAUCCUUCGAAGAGUCACUCUGUUCAAAGAGUGCGAGGCGGGCUUGCUGAUGGAACUGGUUAUGAAGUUGAAAUUGGCCGUUUUCAGUCCAGGUGAUUAUGUCUGUCGUAAAGGAGACAUAGGAAAGGAACUGUAUAUAAUAAAACGGGGCAAGCUAGACGUUGUUGCAGACGACGGCAAUAUGGUUUUUGCUUCUCUCGGAGAAGGGAUAGUUUUUGGAGAAAUAAGCAUACUCAAUAUCGCAGGUAAUAAAAAUGGCAACAAACGAACGGCGAAUAUCAGGAGCGUCGGUUACGCAGAUUUGUACGUCCUUUCAAAAGAAGACCUUUGGGAUACUCUGAAAGAAUAUCCAGAGGCCAAAUCGAAACUGAUAGAGAAGGGACGUCAGAUGUUGCGAAAGGAUAACAUGCUUGACGAAGAUCUGUCCAAAGAGCAAGAGCUUUUAGAUAUGACAACUGAACAGAAGUUAGAACGGAUGGAUCAGGUUUUGGACGAUACCAUUGAACAAAUAAACAAGUUAACGAUUGAGUUUGACAAGAUUCAGCGCCGCAUGAAAAAAAAAUUGACGAGGGCAGAAAAGAAACUGGAGCUUCUCAUCUUGAAGAAAAUGUCAAAAGACAAGGAAUGA